Molecule: messenger RNA, 1770 nt
Organism: Oryza brachyantha (malo sina)
Lineage: Eukaryota; Viridiplantae; Streptophyta; Magnoliopsida; Poales; Poaceae
Product: amino acid permease 1-like
Exons: 3
Coding region: 138-1556 (472 amino acids)
Cellular component (GO): plasma membrane
Source: RefSeq, a predicted model, not a curated record
ACCACCACCAUUCCCCUUCCCCACCGCCAUCGGAGGAGUGACCCCCAGCUUGCGCUAGCUCCGGCCGGCGACCUAGGGACGACGACACGUACACCACCAGCUCCAUCGGAGACCGACAACCUAGGCCUGCCCUUGGCAUGGUAGGAGGGAAUAAUAUCAACGGCGGCGGCGGCGGCGGAGCCAUGGACGUCUACCUUCCCCGGAGCCAAGGCGACGUCGACGACGACGGCAAGGAGAGGAGGACAGGGACGGUGUGGACGGCGACGGCGCACAUAAUCACGGCGGUGAUCGGGUCCGGCGUGCUGUCGCUGGCGUGGGCGAUGGCGCAGCUGGGGUGGGUGGCCGGGCCCAUCACCCUCCUCCUCUUCGCCGCCAUCACCUACUACACCUGCGGCCUCCUCGCCGACUGCUACCGCGUCGGCGACCACGCCGCCGGCAAGCGCAACUACACCUACACCGACGCCGUCAAGUCCUUCCUCGGCGGCUGGCACGUCUGGUUCUGCGGCUUCUGCCAGUACGUCAACAUGUUCGGCACCGGCAUCGGCUACACCAUCACCGCCUCCAUCAGCGCCGCAGCUAUCAACAAGUCGAACUGCUUCCACUGGCGCGGCCAUGCGACGGACUGCAGCCAGAACACGAGCGCCUACAUCAUCGGCUUCGGCGUCGUGCAGGCCGUGUUCUGCCAGCUGCCAAACUUCCACAAGCUGUGGUGGCUGUCCAUCAUCGCCGCCGUGAUGUCCUUCACGUACGCGGCGAUCGCCGUCGGCAUGUCGCUGGCGCAGACCAUCGUGGCGCCGCUGGGGAGGACGACGAUGACGGGCACGGUGGUCGGCGUCGACGUCGACGCGGCGCAGAAGGUGUGGAUGACGUUCCAGGCGCUGGGCAACGUCGCCUUCGCCUACUCGUACGCCAUCAUCCUCAUCGAGAUCCAGGACACGCUGCGGUCGCCGCCGCCGGAGAACGAGACGAUGCGGCGGGCGACGGCGAUGGGCAUCUCGACCACCACGGGGUUCUACCUGCUGUGCGGCUGCCUCGGCUACUCGGCGUUCGGCAACGGCGCGCCGGGGAACAUCCUCACGGGGUUCGGCUUCUACGAGCCCUACUGGCUGGUCGACGUCGCCAACGUCUGCAUCGUCGUGCACCUCGUCGGCGGGUUCCAGGUGUUCUGCCAGCCGCUGUUCGCGGCGGUGGAGGCCGGCGUGGCGCGGCGCUGCCCCGGGCUGCUCGCCGGCGGCCGCGCCGGCGGCGUGAGCGUGUUCCGGCUGGUGUGGCGGACGGCGUUCGUGGCGGUGAUCACGCUGCUCGCCAUCCUCAUGCCCUUCUUCAACAGCAUCCUCGGCAUCCUCGGCAGCAUCGCCUUCUGGCCGCUCACCGUCUUCUUCCCCGUCGAGAUGUACAUCCAGCAGCGGCAGCUCCCGCGGUUCAGCGCCAAGUGGGUGGCGCUGCAGAGCCUCAGCUUCGUCUGCUUCCUCGUCACCGUCGCCGCCUGCGCCGCCUCCGUCCAGGGCGUCCUCGACUCGCUCAAGACCUACGUGCCAUUCAAGACCAGGUCGUGAGCUCGCCGCCGCCGCGAGCGCGUAGUCACUCUCACUAGCGUAUACUCAGUUCGAUUCCAAUGGGGGAAUAAUUUCUACACUCUUUUGGACUCUGAAAUUAAUGCUACUUGAUCUGAGAAAAAAAUUAUGCGAUGGAUUUAGCUAAGUGGUUCAUAUAUACUAGUAGUAUGUUGUUAAAUUAACCGAAAUGAGGAUGGGUAAUUUUUAGAUGCUA